Aspergillus novofumigatus IBT 16806 is the source of this 1620-nucleotide messenger RNA. Its product is annotated as putative MFS sugar transporter protein. Gene Ontology annotation, cellular component: membrane. The transcript has 2 exons. Gene Ontology annotation, molecular function: carbohydrate:proton symporter activity. The record is from RefSeq and is a predicted model, not a curated record. Gene Ontology annotation, biological process: transmembrane transport; carbohydrate transport. NCBI's taxonomy places the organism in Eukaryota, Fungi, Ascomycota, Eurotiomycetes, Eurotiales, Aspergillaceae. Bases 1 to 1620 code for a protein of 539 amino acids.
AUGCGUAACCCGAUCGAUGUCACGGCCACACAUGAGAGCGAACUGGAGGUGAAGAAGGAUGAAGCACAUAUUGAAGAAGUCGUGCUUGCCAACCUGACCGAGGAGGAUGUCUUUAGGAUCUCCCAGGAAGCACUAGAUCUUCGGUCUUGGACUGGUUUCCGCUUAUUCUUGAUCAUCUUCGUCCAAGGAUGCAACCAAGCUGGCUAUGGUAUUGACUGGGCCGUUAUCAGUGGCAUCAAUGCCUUGCCAGCAUGGCAUACCUAUUUUGGAUUUGGAACUAGCGGAGGCACAUACGGCUUGCUCAACGCCUUGAUGAAUAUUGGCAUCGUCUGUGGGGCCCCGUUCCUGUCGUUGGCGGACAUAAUCGGUCGACGGGGGAUCAACUUUCUCGGCAACUUCAUUGUGAUCGUGGGCGCGGUCCUCCAGGGCUGCGCUGUGAACCUCUCAAUGUUCAUGGCGGCCCGGUUCCUCCUGGGAUUCGGGUCUGCACUCCUGUCCAGCUCUCAAUACGUGGGCGAGGUCGCCCCGACCCACCUCCGUGGCUUAAUCGUCGGCAUUUUUGGUGCAUGUUUCCAGAUAGGCAGUCUGGCUAUGAACGGGGCCAUGAUCGGACUAACCAAGAUAGAAGGGAACUGGAGCUGGCGACUCCCACUCCUUCUGGAAGCCGUCUUUCCCGCGAUAGUCUGUGCUACCAUCUACCUCCUCACCCCCGAAUCGCCCCGUUACUACAUCAUGCGCGGGAGGAGAGACGCUGCCAAGCAAAUGGUUGCAAGGUACCACACGACCAGCGGCGAUAUCAAUGAGCCCAUUGUUGAGAUCGUCGUAUCGCAGAUUGAGGCGUCUCUUGAGCAUGACCGGACAGGCUUCAAUCAGUUCUGGGACUACCGGGUCUUUUUCACAAAGAUGGCCCGCUUCCGACUCCUUGUUCUCUUCCUCUACUCCAUCUUCCAGCAGUGGAAUGGCGGAGGUAUCAUUACGUACUACAUGGUCCCCGCUCUGGAAACAAUCGGAAUCAAGAAUUCGAAGCAGCAACUUGGUAUCCAGCUCGGCACCACAGCCGUCUACUUCGUGUUUACCGGUGUAGGGGCGCUCAUCAUAGACAAGUUCCGAAGGCGGACGUUGAUCUUCACGGGCCUCGCAACCAUGAUCCUCUUCCAGUUUGCCGCCACAAUUACCUCCUGGCAGUUUGAUGUCACGGGAAACAAGGCAGCCGCUGCGUUGACUAUCCUUUGGAUCUACCUCUACCAGACCUUCUCCGCUAUGCUGAUUGCCACCAUGCACAACCUGUACCCCGUUGAGAUCCUGUCUCUGCCGCUCCGUGCCAAGGGAAUGGGUCUCUACGGGCUGAUCCAGGGCGGCGCGGGUGCCGUCCAAACAUACGGUAUCAGUGUUGGAAUCCAGAAGCUCGGUUACAAGAUUUGGGUGGUCUAUAUCGUCUACAACAGUAUCCAACUCGUUCUGUCGUACUUCGUCUUCCCAGAGACAUCUAGGCUGUCUCUCGAAGAAAUCGACGCCGUGUUCGAGACGCCGGGCAUGGCGCCCGUCAAGAUGUCUUUGGACAUCCAGAAGGCGAAGAAGGAGAGGGCAGCGGCCACUCGGGAUGAGGAGGUGCGACACUAA